AAUAAAUUGAAACAUGCUAUCGAAUAUCACAUGCAGCUCAAUGGAAGUUCUCUACGAAAGAGAAAAGAUCGAUGAUCAUGCAAUCGAAUUAUCCAAAGAAAAAGAAAUAUAUAAGAGACGUAUCGUUUGGAGAAAUGUCAUGAUAUUGAGUAGUUUACACAUCGGUGCUAUUUAUGGUAUCUAUCUUACGCUCACAUCCGCGAAAUUGUUAACAACGCUUUUUGGUAUCUUACUUGGCAUGUGCUCAGGUUUUGGUAUCACAGCAGGAGCACAUAGAUUAUGGGCGCACAGAUCUUACAAAGCAAAGUGGCAACUUCGAUUAAUUCUUAUUAUAUUCAAUACCAUAGCCUUUCAGGAUGCGGCUAUCGAUUGGGCAAGGGACCACAGGGUUCAUCAUAAAUACAGUGAAACUGAUGCGGAUCCGCAUAACGCCAAAAGGGGAUUCUUCUUCUCUCACGUAGGUUGGUUGCUGCUCAGGAAACAUCCAGAAGUUAAGCAGAAGGGUAAAGGAAUCGACAUGAGCGAUCUUAAAAGUGAUCCCAUCAUCGCCUUUCAAAAGAAAUACUAUUUCCUUUUGAUGCCUAUGAUGUGUUUCGUCCUACCAAGCUUAAUACCCAUGUAUUUCUGGAACGAGACCUUCCUCAAUGCUUACUUCGUCCCCGUAGUAUUUCGUUACGUCUACACCUUAAAUACGACGUGGCUAGUGAACUCCGCCGCACAUCUUUUCGGCAAUAAACCUUACGACAAAUACAUCAAUCCCUCGGAAAACAAAGGAGUAGCAAUGAUGGCGUUAGGCGAAGGCUGGCACAAUUAUCAUCACGUAUUUCCAUGGGAUUACAAAACUAGCGAAUUGGGUAAUUACAGGUUUAAUAUCACGACCGCGUUCAUCGACUUCUUUGCGAAAAUAGGUUGGGCUUAUGACCUAAAAAGUGUCGCGAAAGAUAUGGUGAAAGCGCGCGUACUCAAAAGUGGUGAUGGUACCCACGAUGUUUGGGGUUGGGGCGACAAGGAUCAAACACAAGAAGAGAAACAACAAGCCAUAGUCACGUAUACUUCUUCGACGAAGGAUCAAUAACUGUUCUCUCUUUCUCGUUGUCCUCUUCGCGCUUAUUUGUUUUCCUUCUUUCUAGAAUAUCCUUACAUUCGCUCAACGAAACUAAGUAAUUCGCAAGCAUGAGUUUAUUAUUCUUUAUAAAAGAAUCUUUGCUUUAUAAUUUUCCUUAUUCUCCCCCUCUUUUUACAUACAUCUAUGUUCCUCCUUAAAUCACGUAUCUUAUAUGAUACGUGAUAGAUUGUAAUUUUUGUUAUUGAGUGGGUGAUCUUUGUACCUGUGUAUUAAAUUAAAUUCCAGUAGUGCAUGUAAUUCAUCAACGGAAAAAAAAAAAAACCGUUGUUGCGCAACGAAAGUGUCGACUUUGAAAAAUUGUAUCCGACAAGUCUCCAAGAUUUUGAUACGACUAUUCUCAUUACCGAUACGAUUCUAAUAAAUACGUCAACGUAAAACGGGCAUGAUCGCUUUAAUAACAUUCAGAAUUUCACAGAUGCCUUUCAAAGUAAGCAACGCGAAGAAAAGUCAGCAUGGUUCUCUCUUUUCUUUUCUUUUGUCCUCUUCAUUUUAUUUUAUUUUACAUUUAUUUUUUUUUUCUAUUUUUUUUUUUUUUUUUAUUAUUAUUAUUUUCAUUCUGGGAACUACUUAAGUUAUAUUUUGUGUUUUUGUUUUUGUUAGUAAACUAGCGACACUUUGGUUUCUCCGUUUUCUUAUUAUUAUUACAUAUACUAGUUUUUAUAUAGGGGAAAAAGAGGAAGUAUACAUAUAUAUAUAUAUAUAAGAUCGAUGUUUAAAUUUAAUACAUUUAUUAAUACCAAUUUUGGGCAAUCGUUUUAAUGUUAUUGCUACUGGAAACUUAAUCGAAGCGAUGAGAAUACUUCUACAAGUUAUAUUUUAACUGCAAAAGUAGUUCGUUUGUCGUCAUUCAUCGACGAAUUAUUUCUUAGAAUAAUUCUCAUACCUCAUUCUGUUUAUUUUUUCAGUAGUGAUAACAAUAAAACAAUAAAAAAUAAAUGAAACAAAAAAUUAUUAAUUAAACCACGUCGAUGAAUUGUAAUUGUUAAUCAUCAAAUCUGGCUAACAAUUAAUUUACUCAUAUUGUGUGAAUAUUCUUCGUGAAUCGAAUAUAAUAUUGCCAAAAAAAAAAAAAAAAAAAAAUUAAUCCGAGAAAAAAUUAUAAAGUACGUUUGAACGUAUAAAAAAGAAAGGGGGUAUAUAAUAAAUGUAAAAAUUUAUUGACGUCCUAUGCACAGAAACGCGUGUGGGUGUAUAUAUUAAUCCAUAAUUUAUUUAGUUAAGGUUGUUUAUUCAGAGUACUCGGAAAAUGACCGAGUAAUGCGGUAAAAUCAUUUCAUUUGUUCGCAAUAUUUUCAUAAUAUCUUAUAUACUAAUAAACGUUUUAUGUUUAUUUUAUUAAAUUUUAUUAUGGCAAAAUAUUACAGAACAAAUAAGAUUUGGUUGUCUUUAAAUAUUCCUACAAACUUUUAACUUUAAUUUUCUCCAAGAUUGAAUUUUGUUGGCUCUCAUCAUUCUUAUAUUAAUAUGUUUAAAAAUAUUUGCAUAAAGAAGAUACAAGGGAAAAAUAUUAUAUGUAAACGUUUCAUAUAAUUUAACAAUUCAAAAAAGCGCGCUCUCUAUAAAAUUAUCCGUCUCACUUGUGUAAUUAUUUUUACUAUUGAUACUAAAAAGAUAUAAAUGUGGCUACAGUUUGAUAGAACUGUAACAAGUGCCGAAACGAGAACGAGGAUAACAAAAGAAUAAACUAUUUUAUGGCCGAAAAAUGUAGUUUUACUAAUUUUUAUACCGCAUGGUCAAUUCCGUGAUCUCUGCAAUUUUUGAUACAUUUCUCAGCUACGUUAAUUUUAAGCAUUAAAGAGUGAAUAAAUGGGCGAAGCCAUUGCGCAGUAUAUAAUUUUUAUUUGUAUCUGGGUAUAUUAUUAUUUCAAGCGUUCCUUAUAAACUCUGUAUCUCACUCAGGAACAACGUUAUGUCAAGAGUAUAUAUGUUUUCCAUAUAUUAAUAUAAAUUUUGUUAAUAGCAAUCGCGCGCGCGAUAACUUUAAAUUAUUAUACACAAAUAUUUCGGUAUUUUUAUGUCAUAUCAAACCGAAAAAUAAUGUUAGUCGUAAGAAAAUUAAACACGUAUCGAGUAAUUUGAAUAAACUAUCGUUAUUUAAUCGAAAUUGUGAUAAAGUAUCAAAGAUACCAAUCAUAAAUAAUAGUAAUAAUAUUAAAUGAAAGUAUAUAGAA
Vespula pensylvanica (western yellowjacket) is the source of this 3297-nucleotide messenger RNA. Its product is annotated as acyl-CoA Delta-9 desaturase-like. Bases 14 to 1075 code for a protein of 353 amino acids. NCBI's taxonomy places the organism in Eukaryota, Metazoa, Arthropoda, Insecta, Hymenoptera, Vespidae. Gene Ontology annotation, molecular function: iron ion binding; stearoyl-CoA 9-desaturase activity. The transcript has 5 exons. Gene Ontology annotation, cellular component: endoplasmic reticulum membrane. The record is from RefSeq and is a predicted model, not a curated record. Gene Ontology annotation, biological process: unsaturated fatty acid biosynthetic process.